CACACACACACACACACACCCUCCUCUCACGCCCUUCCUCAACACACACAAACACACAGUUUCUUUUUCAAUGCGUCAAAAAUGUUGCGGGUGAAAUUUUCGUCCCUGCUGCUCCUCUGUCUCUCUGCAGCUGCAGGUCAGCAGGGGACAACAGUGAAGCCUGGAGAGGAUGCCACUCUUCAGUGUCACUGUCCCAGUGAUGCUGCCGUCACGGUGUUAGAGUGGGUCAGACUGGAACAGAAGUCAGAUGGUUACGUGUUCUUCUACCGGAACAACCGGUUGUACGAGAAAUACCAGCAUCCGUCUUUUUGUGGUCGAGUGGAGCUGAGAGAUCCAGAGAUGAAGGGCGGAGACGUGUCUGUGACUCUGAAGAACGUCACCAUCAAUGAUGCUGGAACAUACAACUGUACAAUUAUCAGCAGCAAAACAGAGAAUGGCCAAAGAACAACCACUGAGUUCAGCGACCACGUCAGCCUGACUGUCACAGACUCAGUUCACUCAGCUCCACUCAAGAUGGCUGAAGGAAACGAGGAUGAAGGAGACAUGGAUGAAGGAGACAAGGAUGAAGGAGACAAUGGUGGAGGAAACGAGGAUGGGAGAAAGAUUCAGAAACUUGUUGUACCUUUGGCUUGUGGGAUAGUUGCUGGUAUGUUACUUACUAUUGGUGUUGUCUUUAUCAGUUAUAAGUUGAUGAACAAACACACAUGUGGGUCGUACAAACAUGCUCCUGUCAAGACAGAGGCCUGAAAGUGUCAGAGCGCUUUACUCAUGAAUGUUUACGUGUUCUGCUGGAAGACUGACAACAGGGCGGUAAUGGCUGAUACCACCAAGUUGUGUUUUUUCAAUUUGGGUGACCUAAGCAGGCAUUGAUCUGCAGGGUUGUGUCUGGGAUUCUCGCUAGGUGCCCUGGUGCCCCCCCACAGUCCAAAGAUCUGCAGACUUGUCAGGUUCCUGUAGGUGUGCUGCUUCGGUUCAUCCAGAGAAUAUUGGUCGGGCUGUCGACAGCUUUAGAUCACAUCCUUUAAAACAUGAUGGUGUACGACACUGCAGGACGCUCAAAAGUCACAGUCAGAAAAAAAUAACAAUAAAAAUAACCACUAGAAGCACUCAUAUGGCACUUUGGAGUUUGGUUCUUGUUGUCCUGGGCUUGUACCCUCAUGGUUGAAUGCACUUAUUGUAAGUCACUUUGGAUCAAAGCUUAAUGAAAUGUAAUGUAAAGUAAAAGAGACAUCGACAUAUUUGAGCAUUUAGCAGCUAAAUAGUCUGAUGUUUUCAGGAGGAGGAGGAGACCAAACACAGAGAAAAAAGAGAAGGAACGCUGGACUUCAUGUGACACAAACAAAUCACAUGAGCCAACGUGUUGAUCAGCGGAAAUAUUCAGCUGUUUGAUCACAAGUGUGGGGUGCCGAACGUCCCCUCUGUCCGUGCUUUUACUGUGGAGGAGGAGGUUCACAGGAAAUGCAAAGAGUUCCUCCUGGAUCAGACCUGGUCUUUACAGGCCGGUAAAAUCUAAAUCAAUUUUACUGAUCAACACACAGUGAAACACUUUUCUGUUUCUGAGUUUCAGUCAAAUUCUAAGACACUUUUAACAAAUCAAUAAUACUAAUAAUAGGAUAGGAUUUUAACGUCAGAAACAUUUCAUGUGCUAUGUUGUCGUUAUGUUGAAAAUGUGUUAAUGUGAACGCGGCAGGAAGCUGAACGUCUGUUAGGAUGCUGCAACAAGUCGAGUGCAUCUUUAACUAAAACACAACACUGACAUUUUGCAAGUUGUAAAUACUUAAAAUGAAUAAAAUGAACGUUGAUUUAAUCGUCAGCAGCAGAACAGGUGAUCAUAUCAGGAAUAAAGGAGUCAAACAGAAAGAUGAAUGUUAUAUGACCAUGAAUGUACUUUUCUGUUAUCGGCAUUUGUAUAUGUAUAAAAUUAUACUUUACACAUUUUUAAUAAAAACAUUUUUAAAGAA
Hippoglossus stenolepis (Pacific halibut) is the source of this 1961-nucleotide messenger RNA. RefSeq lists its product as uncharacterized. The record is from RefSeq and is a predicted model, not a curated record. The transcript has 3 exons. The coding region runs from base 82 to 747 and encodes 221 amino acids. Lineage: Eukaryota; Metazoa; Chordata; Actinopteri; Pleuronectiformes; Pleuronectidae.